AUGACAGCGCAAUUCUACCUCGACAAGUUUAGCUUCUGGGCAAGGGACCACAAGAUCACGAUCUCUGCCUCAAAAUCCCAAGCUUUGCUCAUAGGCGCCAAAAGACCUCUCAAAAGGAAUCCAUCCAUCAAACUUUAUGGCAACCCCAUCAAGAUAGUUAAACAACUCAAAUACUUGGGCUUAAUCAUUGACUCAAGGUUAUCCUGGCUUCCGUAUCUUCAGUAUCUAAAAAUAAAAACAGACAGUCUUAAAAAUUACAUGCAGAGAACAGCGGCUCCAACCUGGGGCAUUUCAUCGAAACUGCUAAAACAUUGGUAUCUCACCGUUACUCAGGCCAUAGUUUUAUACGGAUCCGGCAUUUGGGCAAAACAUCUAACGGUACAAGAGAGGCGCCUACUUAACUCACUCCAACGCCCACACCUUUUGCAAAUAAGCAGAGGAUACAGGACAACUUCAACAGCGGCACUGCAAGUCCUAACAGGGAUACCACCACUAGACUUGGUGGCAGAGCGAGAGGCGGCCAUCUCCAAUAUUCUCCGACUUGGGAAAGACUAUAAACUCUGGAACAGGAACUUGCAUACCUCGGAGUAUAUGCACAAGAUCUUUGACUAUCCCUGCCACCCAGCCCAGCAUAACCUCGCGGAAAAUAUAUACACGCAGACACUUCUUCUCUGUCGGCAGAACUCAAUAGCCAUCUACACGGAUGGUUCCAAAACAAAGGAUGGCACCGGAUGCGGCUUAUGCACAAUGAUCGAUGGAGAAAUCAAAUACCGCUGGAAACGUAGACUCAAUCCGAACAACACAGUCUACCAAGCUGAAUUGUCAGCUAUUAAAAAAGCAAUCGAUCUCUCAUAUAGUCACCAAGAAACUGUCUAUAUCUAUAGUGACUCACUGUCGAGCAUAGCCGCCAUAGAAGGACCAGCCAGCCGAGACCCCUUCGUACUCAACAUACAAAGGGCAUUAGUCAACCUCCCACUCAAUUAUCGUCCCAUCAUUAGCUGGGUACCAGCGCACACAGGUGUAGUCGGCAACGAGCUGGCGGAUGAACAGGCAAAACAAGCGGCUUCGGGUAUCUUCCUGCCAGAACAUGCUCUACCUCUGCCUUCCUCUUAUCUCAAAAAGAUUACACGCGGCGACCUUUACGCAGAAUGGCAGCAGAGAUGGGAUACUUCCCAGACAGGUCGAAGGACGUAUAAAUUUAUCCCAAAAGUUACAGACCUUGUCUUCUCCAACUCAUCUUCAUUGACUACGUUCCUCUCUGGGCACGGCCCGUUUCCUGAUUACCUACACAGAUUUGGACUUAGAGACUAUGAUCUCUGUGAAUGUGGACUAAUCGGAACGCCAGACCAUUAUGCAUUUACAUGCAGAUUGACAGAGGCGCACCACAUGCGUCCUCCUUCAGAUAGAUAUUGGAGGGAAUGGACAAAAGUGCUACUAGAACGGAGGGGUGCGUGCUUUAAGCUUCACAAGAUCAUCAAGUUCUGCAGGGUACACUUUUCAUUUGUCACCUAA
Stegodyphus dumicola is the source of this 1512-nucleotide messenger RNA. RefSeq lists its product as uncharacterized. The record is from RefSeq and is a predicted model, not a curated record. Lineage: Eukaryota; Metazoa; Arthropoda; Arachnida; Araneae; Eresidae.